Messenger RNA from Pipistrellus kuhlii (Kuhl's pipistrelle), 936 nucleotides. Its product is annotated as olfactory receptor 6C6-like. The transcript has a single exon. NCBI's taxonomy places the organism in Eukaryota, Metazoa, Chordata, Mammalia, Chiroptera, Vespertilionidae. Gene Ontology annotation, cellular component: membrane. Gene Ontology annotation, molecular function: olfactory receptor activity; G protein-coupled receptor activity. The record is from RefSeq and is a predicted model, not a curated record. Gene Ontology annotation, biological process: G protein-coupled receptor signaling pathway. The coding region runs from base 1 to 936 and encodes 311 amino acids.
AUGCAGAAUCAGUCAAGCAUAGAGUUCAUUCUCCUGGGACUUACUGAUGACCCUCAACUGCAAAUUGUGAUUUUUAUAUUUCUCUUUCUAAACUAUAUGUUUAGUGUGAUGGGGAAUUUAUCCAUAAUCCUCCUUACCCUGCUGGAUUCCCGUCUCAAAACUCCUAUGUAUUUCUUUCUGCGAAAUUUCUCCUUCUUGGAGGUUUCAUUGACAACAAUCUGUAUCCCCAGAUUCCUGAGAAGCAUAGUGACUAAAAACAAAAUUAUUUCCUAUAACGGUUGUGCAUCUCAGUUAUUCUUUUUCCUCUUAUUGGGGGUUACAGAAUUUUAUCUACUGGCUGCGAUGUCUUAUGAUCGUUAUGUAGCAAUCUGCAAACCCCUACAUUACCUGACUCUUAUGAGCAACAAAGUGUGCUACCACCUUGUAUUCAGUUCAUGGGCAGCUGGCUUUCUGAUUACCUUUCCACCAUUGGUCUUGGGACUGAAAUUGGAAUUCUGUGCUUCCAAAGUCAUCGACCAUUUCAUAUGCGACACUUCUCCUGUGCUGCAGAUUUCUUGCACAGACACUCGUCUCCUAGAAUUACUUUCAUUUGUCUCAGCUGUUGUGACACUUGUGGUCACAUUGCUGUUAGUGAUGCUCUCCUAUGCAUAUAUUAUCAAGACUAUUCUAAGCAUCCCCUCUGCCCAGAAAAGAACAAAGGCUUUUUCCACUUGCUCUUCUCAUAUGAUUGUGGUCUCCCUUACUUACGGUAGCUGCAUCUUUAUUUACAUGAAGCCCUCAGCAAAGGAAAGAGUGACUUUAUCCAAAGGUGUAGCUGUUAUCUAUACCUCUGUUGCCCCUUUAUUAAAUCCUUUCAUUUACACUUUAAGGAACCAGCAAGUGAAACAAGCCUUCAAGGAUACACUCCAAAAGAUUUCCAUUUUCUUCAAAAAAUGA